CUGUGGGUUUGGGGGCCCUGCAUGCCCCUGGCUCCGUCAUACAGAAGGAAAAUGACAAGAAGAUCCUGGAACUCAUCUUCAGUAUCAUUCGUCUGCUCACUGGGGAGGAGUCAGAGAAUUUGAAUAAAGACAAUGCCCUUAGCACAAAAGAUAUAAAAGAAGAGGAGCCUCAGCAGCUCCACCCACUGGACGGUGACUAUGAAGAUAAGAGAGAGAUUCCAGCUGAUCUGGGAGGAACAUUAUGUUAUAAUAAUGAGCCAAGCAAGAUUGGGGCUGAAGGGGCAGAUUCUUGUGCCGACGGAAAUCUCACAAACCCUGAAAUGUCUCCAGCGGAACAGCCCCCACCAGCCAAUGGGAUUAAAGAGGAGGCGGCUUCAUGGGAAGGGGGAAACCAAUCAGAUUGCAGCAUUAAUCCCCUUACAGAACAGAUACAGGGAACAGACACACCUACUCCUAUCAUGGGGUGCAGCCUGAAUAACAGCUCGGCAGCUAAUUGUAUAUCGGAUGGGAUCAAAGAGGAGGUGGUUUUAUGUGAAGAGGGAAACCAAUCAGAUUGCAGCAUUAAUCUACUGACAGAACAGGGAACAGACACCCCUAUUCCUGUCAUGGGGUGCAGCCUAUUUAUAAUGCAGGAUAAUAAACAUGAUGAGAAUGCCUUUACAACCGAACAUGAAUGUGACAUAACAAAACAGAUUAUUCGCAAGAAAUACACCUGCAAUCUGUGCCAUAAACAGUUUCUUCAGAAAAGAGACAUCGAUAGACAUGAAAGAACUCACAGAAAAGAGAGACACUUUCUUCAUCACAGAUCUCUUCAUAAUCAUCUGAGCGUUCCUGACGAUAAGAAACAGUUUUCUUGUUCCGAGUGUGGGAAAUGUUGUUCGAAUCAAAAUAACCUUAAAUAUCACCAGAGAACUCACACAGGGGAGAAACCAUUUUCUUGCUCUGAAUGUGGGAAAUGUUUUUCCACUUCAUCAGAAGUCACUGUCCAUCGACGACGAAUGCACACAAGCGAGAGACCAUUUUUUUGUUCGGAAUGCGGGAAACGUUUUGCCACGUCCUCCGAACUCACUGUCCAUCUCCGAACCCACACAGGGGAGAAACCAUUUGCCUGCUCUGAGUGUGGGAAAUGUUUUACCAGAUCAACACAACUCACUGUCCAUCACAGAACCCACACGGGAGAGAAACCUUUUUCCUGUUUGGAGUGUGGGAAAUGUUUCACGCGUAACCGUACCCUAAAACUACACCUUGAGCUGCACAAAGUAGCAAAACCAUAAGUUUGUUCUUAAAGGGACAUUAAACCCUGCUGCUCAACCAAACUUUACCCAGUUGUUGCUAGACUACAAAUCCCAGAAUAAUGUAACAUAUAAUGAAGGGUGAG
This is a messenger RNA of Xenopus tropicalis (tropical clawed frog), 1378 nucleotides long. Its product is annotated as oocyte zinc finger protein XlCOF7.1-like. The transcript has 3 exons. Lineage: Eukaryota; Metazoa; Chordata; Amphibia; Anura; Pipidae. Gene Ontology annotation, biological process: positive regulation of transcription by RNA polymerase II. Bases 321 to 1274 code for a protein of 317 amino acids. Gene Ontology annotation, cellular component: nucleus. The record is from RefSeq and is a predicted model, not a curated record.